AUGUCAGAUACAGAGGAUCAAGUUGAAGUUCAAGAACAACAAGAGAAGAAGAAAUAUGGAAAGAACAAAAAAGAGAGAUCUGAUUUAGAUAUUCCAGAGGGUAUAGACCCAUGGAAACCUUUACCACUCUCCAAAGACGAUGUACCACGUCGUGUUUUAUAUGAUGAGUCGUCGUUCUCUACUCUGUUUCCAAAGUACAGAGAGAAAUACAUCAAAGAGAUUUGGCCAUUGGUCGAGAAGGAAUUGAAUGAACACGGUAUCGUUUGCAAACUAGAUCUCAUUGAUGGUAGCAUGUCUGUCACCACCACCAAGAAGUGUUGGGAUCCAGUUGCAAUCCUUAAAGCACGUGAUCUCAUUCGUUUAUUAUCUCGUUCUGUUCCAUUCCAUCAUGCAAAGAGAAUUAUGUUGGAUGAAAAUAAUUGUGAUAUUAUAAAGAUUGGUGGAUCCGUUAGAAAUAAAGAGAGAUUUGUAAAGAGAAGACAAAGAUUGAUUGGACCGGAUGGUGCAACAUUAAAGUCGAUCGAGUUGCUUACUAGAUGCUAUGUUUUGGUGCAGGGUACAACGGUUGCUUCGAUCGGUCCGUGGGAUGGAUUGCUCCAGGUCAACAAGAUCGUAGAGGACUGCAUGAAGAAUAUACAUCCGAUAUACAAUAUCAAGGAGAUGAUGAUCAGACGUGAGUUGAUGAAGGAUGAAUCGCUAAAGACAGAGUCGUGGGAUCGUUUCAUUCCAAAGUUCAAGAAGAACAACGUUCAGAGCAGCAGAGACAUUGCCAAAAUCAAACAAAAGAAGAAGCAGAUCAAACAAAAGAAGAAGGACACCGGUCCAUUCGCACCCGCUCAACUACCAAGAAAAGAAGAUCUCGAAAUGGCAAGCGGAGAGUACUUUUUGUCAGAGGCAAAGAAAGCUGAAAAGAAAAAGAAAGAACGUGAAGAGAAACAAGCAGAGGCUGUCGCCAAGAAACAACAGGAGCGUGCAUCUUCACUGGUUGCACCAGCCGAGAAAGAGAGACCACACUACAGCAAUAAUCAACAAAAUAACUUACCAUCCAAAGAGGAAUCUCUAAAGAAGAUUCAAGAGAACUUGAAAAUUGAAAUUACAAGACUUUAA
Messenger RNA from Heterostelium album PN500, 1107 nucleotides. RefSeq names its product KRR1 small subunit processome component. The record is from RefSeq and is a predicted model, not a curated record. Gene Ontology annotation, cellular component: nucleolus; small-subunit processome. The transcript has 3 exons. Gene Ontology annotation, molecular function: RNA binding. The coding region runs from base 1 to 1107 and encodes 368 amino acids. Lineage: Eukaryota; Evosea; Eumycetozoa; Acytosteliales; Acytosteliaceae.